Bombyx mandarina (wild silkworm) is the source of this 2002-nucleotide messenger RNA. RefSeq lists its product as uncharacterized. The record is from RefSeq and is a predicted model, not a curated record. NCBI's taxonomy places the organism in Eukaryota, Metazoa, Arthropoda, Insecta, Lepidoptera, Bombycidae.
AUGCUAUCAGCUAUCAACCUGGACAAGUUAAUCGCAACCAAAAAACAAGAAAUACAGAAAGAAAAAUCAAUAUUAGGACUGAGUUGUUCGCAUGUAGUUUCAAAGUCUGAAGACACCAAAGAAAAUGCUAAUAAUGAUACUAGCCAGGAAAAGUUGAAGGUUGAAAAUAGUGUUGCGUGUGAUAGAGAUGACUCUAUCGAAGACAAGAAAGAAAGAGAAAACAAGACUUUGUAUGAAUUGGAAGAACAUAUACCUCCGGACUUAGAAAGAUAUAUUCGGCGUUACCUCGGUCUACCGGUGAUGCUAAAAGCCGGCGAGUACUCCCCAAAUAAUCCUCUGAUCCGGGCCGAGAGGCACUCCGGGGACGCCCUGCUCGGCCUCGGCGAGUACGAGCGUCGGAGGAACACGCUCCGGAAGAUACGCCAGCAGCAGUACCGGGAAUAUCUCGAUGAGCAAGCCAAAAAGAAAAAAGAAGCCAAAGAGCAAGCGGAGAGGGAACGCCGCGAGCGAGAGGAGAAGGACAGAGAGCGAGAAGAGAAAGAAAGACUGCGACUAGAGAUAGAGAGGGAGAACAGCCCUAAACGUAGAGCGAGCGUUAAUGCCGUCCCCAAAAAUGUUAAUUGUAAUACGAGGGCGGAGGCCGGGGCUGCGGAGCCGUUAUCGGUGGCCGUGCAGACCGACAGCGCGGAGCUGUGUCGGCUAUCGGGAUGUCAGCUGACGGAGGCGGAGAGGGAGCUGUCCCCCCGCACGGCGCGCGGCCCCGCCCCCCGCGCGUCCCCCUGGCCCGCCCCCCCCAGCCCCGGGGACUGUGACGAGGAGUGCGUGAAAUCGAACCGCGCUGAACGAGCCCCCGGACAGCACCGCACGCCGUCCAUACUCGACGCGGACGCGAUACAGCUGAGGAACGCGCAAGCCGAGAAGGAAGCGGAGGCGCGUCGGCAGCGCUACCGGCUGGAGCUGAAGCGUCAGAUACAAGAGCAGCAGAGGAUCAAGGAGGAGAGGAAAAUCAGAGAAAAGUUGUUGGAGCAAGCCGAGCUGCGUCGUCUGGAGGAGCAGCUGGGCGCGCUGCGGGCCGCCGCCGCCGCAAAACAGAACACCGACGAAUACCACAGAAAAAUAACGGAUCUACAGAACGACAUAGAUAUAGAGAAGCAUAAUCUGUUCGUCGCUAGAACGAGAACGGACAUUAAAAGAAAUGCUGUCACAUCUAGAAGCGAUCCGCCAACUAGAUCUGUGUGUCCCGCCGAGAAGAAGCCCUACUCUACUAAUAUACCGGCGAAUUCGAUUUUUUCACCAGACUACGACGUGGACGCGUAUUUGAGGCGUAAUUUGAAUUUUAACGACAAUUUCAGUCGAGGAUCUCCCAAAGAACCCACUGUUGACUACGGGCAGGCGAUCAGAGAGGUUGCCGAAUUCGAUACGAAUCGAAAAUCGAAUCGAUACAAUAUCGAUUUUGCGUCAACAUCGAAUAAGAGUAAAAUCGAUUUGAAUCGAAUUCACCACGAAAACGCGAGAGAUCCUCAAGAGAUAUUAAUACACAAGAACACGUCAUAUAAAAAGCAAACGCAACACAACAAAACCGAUAAUGGUUCGAGUAUCGAUUUACCGAUACCGGUUUUGAGGCACGUCCCUAAGAGUUACGAUUCAAACGAGAGCAACAACAAUUUGAGCGAUGCCAUGAAGAAAGUUGAAGCUAAAUGGCAAGUGCCUGUCUCGCAGACUAAUGUACUGAAGUCCUUGUCGAAGGGUGAUGGGAGGAACAUCAGCAUCCUGACGCAGCUAGGCUCCAUCAGGCGUCAGCUUCAGCUCGAACAGAUGAAGCUAGACGGGAUGCUGAACAAAGAAGACGCUAUGAAUACAUUCUCAAGGAAAAUAUCGAACGGGAAUUGAUUUUCUACUGUGCGUUCUACACGCGCGAUUUUAAUAACGAAAUCAAAAUUUACUGGUGGUAGGACCUCUUGUGAGUCCGCGCGGGUAGGUACCACCGCCCUGCCUGUUUCUG